AUACAUUGAACGAGAGGCUAUCCGUAAUCUCAUCCUCUCGUUUCAGUCAUCCACGAAUUACACUUCUACUUAAUCAAACUAAAAACUCUGCCAGGUUUCUGUCUGUCUUUCUGUCUUUGCUACCAGUGCUAGCUUUUCUGCUUGAGCAGCUUCCUCCACAACCAUAAUGGCUUCGGCUACUGUUUCUGUAGCCAAACCAACCCUUCAGGCAAAUGGAAAGGGUUUUGGAGAAUUCUCAGGCCUGCGCAACUCCUCGCCUAGCCUUCCCUUUCCCAGGAAAACCUCAGAUGACUUCCUCUCGGUCGUUGCUUUUCAGACCUCUGCUUUGGGAAGCAACAAUGGCGGAUACAGGAAAGGGGUGGUAGAGGCAAAGUUAAAGGUCGCGAUAAAUGGAUUUGGUAGGAUUGGCAGGAACUUCUUGAGGUGCUGGCAUGGCCGUAAGGACUCCCCGCUUGAUGUCAUUGCCAUUAAUGACACUGGUGGUGUUAAGCAGGCUUCUCACCUUCUCAAGUAUGACUCUACCCUUGGCAUCUUUGACGCGGAUGUCAAGCCUGUCGGAGAUGAUACCAUCUCUGUUGAUGGCAAGGCCAUCAAGGUCGUUUCUAACCGUAACCCCGCCAACCUCCCGUGGAAGGACUUGGGGAUAGACUUGGUGAUCGAAGGAACUGGUGUGUUCGUCGACAGAGAUGGUGCAGGUAAGCACAUACAGGCAGGAGCCAAGAAAGUGCUCAUCACUGCCCCUGGAAAAGGUGACAUCCCGACUUAUGUUGUUGGAGUGAAUGUUGACAGCUACAACCCAGAUGAGCCCAUUAUCAGCAAUGCUUCUUGCACCACCAACUGCCUUGCUCCCUUCGUCAAGGUUCUGGACCAGAAGUUUGGUAUCAUCAAGGGCACUAUGACUACAACUCACUCAUACACUGGUGACCAGAGGCUACUUGAUGCUAGCCACCGUGACCUCAGGCGUGCUCGUGCUGCAGCUCUCAAUAUUGUUCCUACCUCAACUGGUGCAGCAAAGGCUGUGGCUCUUGUACUCCCCACUCUCAAAGGCAAACUCAAUGGCAUUGCUUUGCGUGUACCAACACCAAAUGUCUCAGUUGUCGACCUAGUCGUCCAGGUCUCAAAAAAGACCUUCGCUGAAGAGGUGAACGCUGCUUUCAGAGACAGUGCUGAGAAAGAGCUCAAUGGCAUCCUUUCUGUAUGUGAUGAACCCCUUGUUUCGGUCGACUUCAGGUGCUCUGAUGUGUCCUCAACCGUUGAUGCAUCACUCACCAUGGUCAUGGGGGAUGACAUGGUUAAGGUGAUUGCUUGGUACGACAAUGAGUGGGGUUACUCUCAAAGGGUUGUGGAUUUGGCUGACAUUGUUGCCAACCAUUGGAAGUGAUGAUUCAUUGGAAAUACUUAGCUGCUCUUUGUGAUGGUUGAUUUUUGCUCACCUCAUUUUCUUUUUCGCCUUUAGAACUUUUCUUUUUGUCAAGAAUGUAUAACUGUAAUGUGGACUAUAUUCUCUCUCACAUGUUUAUGCAAUAAAAUUCUUACUUUCACAUU
Messenger RNA from Theobroma umbraticum, 1545 nucleotides. Its product is annotated as glyceraldehyde-3-phosphate dehydrogenase A, chloroplastic. NCBI's taxonomy places the organism in Eukaryota, Viridiplantae, Streptophyta, Magnoliopsida, Malvales, Malvaceae. The record is from RefSeq and is a predicted model, not a curated record. Gene Ontology annotation, biological process: glucose metabolic process. Gene Ontology annotation, molecular function: oxidoreductase activity, acting on the aldehyde or oxo group of donors, NAD or NADP as acceptor; NAD binding; NADP binding.